Molecule: messenger RNA, 4150 nt
Organism: Hemibagrus wyckioides
Lineage: Eukaryota; Metazoa; Chordata; Actinopteri; Siluriformes; Bagridae
Exons: 6
Coding region: 1332-3005 (557 amino acids)
Biological process (GO): IRE1-mediated unfolded protein response; protein phosphorylation; intrinsic apoptotic signaling pathway in response to endoplasmic reticulum stress
Cellular component (GO): IRE1-TRAF2-ASK1 complex
Molecular function (GO): RNA endonuclease activity; ATP binding; protein serine/threonine kinase activity
Source: RefSeq, a predicted model, not a curated record
CACUGGGCGGGUUGAUAAAAUCUGGGUUGGUUUUUGAUGCAACUGGCGGGUUUUUAUUUUUGACUAUAAACAUGAUAUUUUAUUAAUUUUCUAUUCUAUAGUGUACUGUGUAAUGUUGACGUUUUAAUUAUAUGGUUCAGAUUAGCCAAUAAGGUUCAGGAGAGUCCUGUCCAGUCAGACUUCAGUCUUGAUUAGCGGGUUGUUUUAACUGUUUGUUAUUGUAUUAGUUAUAACAGUAUACAUUUUGGGCUGUUUCUUUUAAUGCGCGGAGUUUAAGUUGUAGUUGGGCUGGGAAUCUUCAGUCCAUUCUGGCAACCCUGUAUCUCCUAGUCCUUUUAUCAUCUUUAAAGAGAAGGACAGUCAGACGCCUGUUAUUUUCAGUUCUGUCCUCAUUCACACUCCGAAUCACAACCCAAGGAGAAAACAUUUUGAUGGCAUCCCAAAAACAGCAAUCCAUUCCUGAUCAGGUUCUAAAGAACACAGAUCUGUUAAUACAGUGCAUUAUUGACAACAGUGCAACGGAAUUAAUGAAACUUGUUGGUGAAUCCAAUAUUAAUGGACUGUACUCUUCAGCAAUCUGGAAUGAUGAUGUUUCCCUCCUGACAGCAGCAGCUGUAUGUGGGAAUGAAGAGAUUUGUAACUUUCUCCUGAGAGAAAAAGCGGAUCCCAACAUACUAUCCACAAAUCACCUAACAGCUCUGCACUAUGCUGCAAAUACUCCUGGAGUUCCACUGAAUAUUGUGAGAAGAUUAAUAGUUGCAAAAGCUAAUCCAGAUGGUCAUCAACAACAGCCUUUUACACCCUUACAGUUUGCUGCCAGUAAGGACAGACUGGACGUGUUUGAAGCAUUUAUAGAAGCUGGUGCAGUCCCUGAAAGAAAUUAUGGGGAAAAUCCGGAUUUGGAUAAAAAAGUAGAGAAUCUAAUUAAUAAAUUACCUGCAGGAAAAGAAGUAGUAGAGAAAUGCAAACUGUUUUUCAAUUUGGCUGCUAUGGUUCCCAGAAAAACUAAAAGCCUGAGGUUUUUAACUUAUAUAAGGAAAUUUUUUUCGAGGAACAUCCUUUUACCCAUAUUCUACUUUUUGAACGGUAUUUUAAUGUUUUGGGCCCAUCAGCAGAACUGUAUCAACAGAGUAGUAUAAAGUGGUUGAAAGACUCCAAGAAGACAGACAUCUACAUCGAGGGAUUCAUCAAACGCUUUCCCAGAAUUCCUAAUGAACAAAGGAUGACGUCACUGAACACCUUACAUGCUGUAAUUUGCAUGAUGAGAGAAAUUUCCCCUUGUGUGACUAUGGACAAGUCCUUGAAGCAAAAGUCUGAUAGUCUUCAGUCUGAUGUGCGUGGUAGAGUUAUGCAAUGCACUUAUGCCUCUCACCAAUGCUGACUGCUCAGCUGAUGUCAGGAGUCCUACUCACCGUUUAUUUGCUGCUCUACAUGACUUUGUCCAAGUGUACAUUAAUACAUGUGGAGUAACUUCAGUGCCUGAAAGGGUUCUUCUUGCUGUAGAUAUAGGAACAAAUGAUGCAGUUAAAGAGAAACUGAGACUAUUGGAAAUAAAUAUCAGAGUUCUGCAAAGUGAAGCAGCAAACAGCAAGUCAAAGAAUAAAAAAAAGAAUUAUAAUCAACAAGACACAAGCUCAAAAGAAGAUUCCAAUACUACAAAGGCGUCAGUUCAGGAGUCGGAUUCCAGUGUGCAUCCAUAUGCAACACACACUGAGGAUUCACCAGUAAAAAGAAAAUGGCUUUCAUUGAGCCAACGAUGGAAGCCCGAGCUAGAGAAACUUGCUAGCAUAGAAGCAUGUAAGGUUAAGUGCCUGAGGAAUCUUACAAUUGGUAAUAGUUCUGAAUUUGAGAUAGCCAAAGGAAUUGAUGGAACUCGUGUUUUUCUUGGACUGAGAGAUGAUGGCACUGAGGUAGCUGUCAAACGAAUGUACAGGUCAGAAUAUCAAGACCUGAAAAAUGAAGAGCAAUUUUUACGGCUUCCUCAGCUUGAUAAUCCUUGUAUUGUGCGCUAUGUGGACUUUGCUGAGGAUAAAAAGUUUGGAUAUCUUGCUCUUCAACUUUGUGAAUACACAGUGGAGGAAUACAUUCAAGACCAUUUGCCUGAAGACACUUCUCAGCAGCUACAGGUCCUGAAGAAAAUAGUAAAAGAAGUGCUCUAUAGCCUAAAUGCUCUUCACAGCCAUGAUACCAACGUGCUUCAUCGAGACAUCAAACCUCAAAAUGUUCUGAUUGGUAGGAAUCAUAUUUAUUAUCACUAUUAUUAUUACUUUUUUAACAGAUACAACCGGAAAGGCAAGACUAGCAGAUUUCGGUUGGGGGAGACGACUUUCCGCACUAAUCCUGCUGGAACAAAGUACUGGAAAGCCAGAGAGACUCUUGAAGAGGACAGUAACAGUGGCUACAAGAGGAGUUCUGAUGUUCAGGUUGCAGGAAUGUUAAUAUAUUACAUCCUCUCCCGUGGACAUCAUCCAUUUGGCACAGGCCCUCGAUGUGAGUGUAACAUUCUUGAUGGGAAGUACUCUUUGGUACACCUGGAGGAUGAACUGGCAAAGGACCUGGUGAAGUGGAUGAUCAGUCAUGAGCCAAAGGACAGACCUAUUGUAGAGGAAACCCUUCGCCACCCAUACUUUUGGACAAAUAAAGAUAAAAUGGAGUACUUAAGAAAGCUGGGGAAUGAACAGGAAGUGGGGAACUGCCGCAAUGCUGAUCCGGACCUCCUUUCUGAUAUUGGGGCUGUUACAGUAGGGAAAAGCUUCUCAGACUGGAAAACAAAAUUGCCCUCAGAGCUUGUGCAAAAAAUUGAGGAUAAGAAAAAGCCCUACCCGGAGAACACACUUGGUCUGCUGCGCUUUAUAAGGAUUAUGCGUGAGCAUUACUCGGAAGAUGCCAAGACUACAGAUUUGAUGGCGAUUUUCCCUGACCUUUUUGAAACUGCUUUCAUAAUUGCCAAACAGAGAGGCUGGAUCACUGAGAGCGAAUUUAUGCUUGAGAUGCCAGAGAUAUGACGACUGACCACUUUCAAAAGCAUGUCUCCACUUUUUAAAAAGACUUUUUUUUUAAUGUAUAAAGGUAUACAUUGUAUGAAUGUGUAUGUUAAAAUAAUGAUUGUGAAUGUCUGAUCAUGCUAAUGCAUUGCUCAUUUUUAUAUUAAAACUAGUUAUGAUUCCGUCCUAUAGGAACUAAAACAAGGUUUAUCUCUGUAGUUGUGAUUUCAACACUCUGUUUAAUCAUCCAGUACCUAGAAACCUAACCUAACCGAAAGUUCUAAUGGGCUUCCAGUGAACACAGUAUGAGCAUGUACUUAUUGCCAGAAUGGUACGCAAAAUCCUCUGUGUAUAGAAUUGAUCUGAAUAUGAGAUCCCCCAGCCCAAAUUAAAGAAUUAAUCAUUUUAUCUAAUAAGUCAAAGAAGUGCUUAGGUAAAAAUAAAGGAAUUGUUAGAAACAAACAGAGAAAUUUAUGCAGAACAUUCAUUUUAAUAGCAUUAAUCUUUCCAAUCAGAGACAAAGGCAGACUAUUGCCUCUCUGAAAAUCAGACUUCAUUUUGGUUAGAAAAAGACCUUAUUAAGAUUAAUACCAAGGUACCUAAAUUCAGAGGGAGUGAUUUUGAAGGGAAUGUACAGGUUUUUAAGUUGCAAAGCAGCUGUGUUGAUGGGAUAACAUUUACUCUUCUAAAAAUUUAAUAUCUAUCUAGAGAAGGAGCUGAAUGUAUAGAGACAAUAGACAAGAUACCAGGCAGACCGGAUACAGGAUCAGAUACAUAUAGCAAUAAUUCAUCUGCAUACAAUGAUAGUCGAUGUUCAACACCAUUCCUUAUAACACCCUUAAAUAAAGUAGAGGAUCGCAACGAAAUGGCCAAUGGCUCAACUGCCAAAGCAAAUAGAGAUGGAGAUAAAGGGCAGCGCUGACAUGUUCCAACAUUCGGAAUGAACAUUGUUUGUUAGAAUACUGGCUUGUGGUGAUGUACGAAGUAAUUUCACCCAGCUAAUAAAUUUAUUACCAAAGCCAUUUUUUUAAAUACGGCAAAUGUAUAAUCCUUUUUUGGACUGCAUCACUUUAAUUGAGAAUUUAUUUCUUCAAAGGAAAAUGGGGAAUCUAGUUCUUGUACACGGUCCGAAUCAAUGGUAGGGUUUUCAAAGUUGGCCAGAAACU